AUGACGCAGAGAUUAAGCAGGCCAGACAGAGAUGGUUUGUUGCAGAUCACAACUAAUCUUUGUUUCUGCUGUUGUCAGGGAGCUUUGUGGCACCAGCUGGAAACGGUGGCAGUGGUGACCUCCUGGUUCAUCCUGAACAUUACUAUUGCCAGCUCAACGAAAUGGAUCUUUGUGCACGGCAAAAUUUGCAUUCAGGAUAAGGGAUGCACGCGCUACCAGUUUCCCGUGGCCAUUACUGUCAUUCACAUGAUCUUCUCAUGGAUGCUCUGCAGAUUGUACAUAUUCCAGUUCCGCGGAGGUCUGGCAGGGAAGAGUCUGGGGCUCGCGCAGCAAGUGAAAGAGAUCAUGCCUCUCUCACUCUGUUUUGCGCUGUCCGUGGCAAUGGGCAACCUCUCCUUGAAGUACAUCUACCCCUCCUUCAACCAGAUGUUGGGAUCCAUGUCACCCCUGAUCACGGUGCUCCUUGCGGUUGUCCUGCAGCAAAAGCGCUUUCCGCUCAAGACGUGGCUAUCGAUGCCUGUAAUUUGCAUUGGACUUGCAGUCUGCAGCCUAAAGGAACUGAACUUCAAUGCGCUUGGGGCCUUUUAUGCCAGCGGUGCUACCGUGCUUCGAGCGGUGAAGUCCCUGAUCCAAGGGAGGCUUCUAUCAACCUCCCACAAAAUGGACUCUGUUACCCUGCUGUACUAUAUGGCCCCUUGGGCAGCUAUGUGGCUGAUGCUCAUGAUGUUUUUCUUGGAGGGCGGCGAGCCCUUGUUCCUCUUGACACUGGCGGCAUUCGACCUGUUCGAAGUGGAUACGGAAGGCAUCACAGGUGCUGGCCAAGUGCUAGGCCUCCUGAUGCUUUCAGGUUUGAAUGCCUGCCUCUUGAAUAUAGCAAACUUCCUGGUAACGUCCUACACUAGUCCGGUCACGCUUCAGGUUCUUGGCAACGUCAAGAGCUGUCUAUCUAUUGCAGUUUCCGUGGCCAUCUUCAGGAACAGCCUGACCUUGGAGCAAGCCUUUGGAGUUUGCACCUGCUUGCUUGGUGUGUGGUUGUAUAACCAGAAGUCAUCUCCUGGGCCAUCAGCUGACACGAAGCCGAAGCAGGCUUCUGACAGAACCGAGCCUGAGCCUGUGGAGAUGCCCCACAUUGGGCGAAGUUAA
This is a messenger RNA of Symbiodinium pilosum, 1143 nucleotides long. NCBI's taxonomy places the organism in Eukaryota, Dinophyceae, Suessiales, Symbiodiniaceae. The record is from the annotation of a GenBank genome assembly.